Molecule: messenger RNA, 1076 nt
Organism: Zerene cesonia (dogface butterfly)
Lineage: Eukaryota; Metazoa; Arthropoda; Insecta; Lepidoptera; Pieridae
Gene: dmrt93B
Product: doublesex- and mab-3-related transcription factor A2
Exons: 6
Coding region: 186-1076 (296 amino acids)
Biological process (GO): sex differentiation; regulation of transcription by RNA polymerase II
Cellular component (GO): nucleus
Molecular function (GO): DNA-binding transcription factor activity, RNA polymerase II-specific; protein binding; RNA polymerase II cis-regulatory region sequence-specific DNA binding
Source: RefSeq, a predicted model, not a curated record
UAUUUGUGAAUGUGAUAAAGUGAUAAUUAUAUUGAAAGAUAUUAUUGUUUGCGUUUUAAAAUAUAGGUAUCAUUUUGUGAUUGUGUUACAAAAAUAUAUAAAAUUGUUUUUUGUACUGUAACUACAGAACAAAGAGUGAAUUUUAAAUACCAAUAGUGAUUUUUCAAAACACAAUUAACGAAAUAAUGAACGGAGGUAGAGCGAGAGUGCCGAAAUGCGCUAGGUGCCGCAACCACGGACUUAUAUCAAGUUUGCGGGGUCAUAAAAAAUCUUGUGCCUAUCGAAACUGCCAAUGCCCCAAAUGUGGACUUAUCAAGGAACGACAAAGAAUAAUGGCAGCUCAGGUAGCAUUGAAGAGGCAACAGGCCGCUGAAGACAAGAUAGCCCUACAUUUGGCCUCAGUUGAAAGUGGAACAUCUUUAGAAACCUUACCUCCCGGUCGGAUAUAUGGUAUGAGAGUGACAGGACCGUGUCAAAGUCCUGGCCCUGAACCUGAUUCCGCUGUUGAAGAUCACACUCCGAUACACAUCGAUAGCGAAACAAGCGAUUCUCUUCCCGACUGCUGUACAUCACCAGAUUCUUCUGGUCACAGUUCGACGGCCAUACGACCAUGUGCCUCCUCGAAUGACGAUUGUACAGAUGCAAAUCCUGUUAGUACAGCAGGAUUAGAAAUGUUAAGGAAACUGUUUCCUGGUAAAAAGCGCUCCGUAUUGGAACUAGUUCUCAGACGGUGUAACCACGAUCUCUUACGCGCUGUUGAACAUUGCAAUGCAGUUCAGGACUCUAGAGAUAAAUCUAUGCCAAAGAGUGCAUCCAAUCCGUUGAGCUACGAUGUAUCACUCUCAAAUCCUGAGGAACCGUCACGGUGGUCAGCUUUUAGGCCAGUGGGUCCCAGAGCACCGCUAAUGUCCGCGCUCGUGAUGGGACGAGUGUGCGGUUCCGAUUGGUUGGUUCCGCUGCCUGCUUUGCCCACACUUUCAGCGCCGCUGCUACUCCCUCUGCAACAUCCACACGCACCGCCGCCUCCGUGCAACCCAUGCUCCCCUGAUUGCCGCCAAUGUAAUGGCCACCACUAA